GUCUAGCUGUCAGUUAUCUGUCAGGCUGUCAAAUGAAUUUGACACUUACAGUUUGAAAAAGCGUUAGUGACCGGCCGUUUCACGUUAUAAACAGCGUUAAAAUCGAAAAUGUCCUCUUUUCAUGGAUUUCCCGAAUUGCCGGGACCUAAUGAAACAGCCUUUUGUAAACUUAAUGAAGUGUAUUGCUGCGGGGACAGCACAUACGGAAAUAUUUCAACGUUUACCAACACGACUAAGAAACACCCAGUAAUAAACGUUACAAGAGAGAUACAUCACCAUCGUGCUACAGAUGAAAACGUUUCCAUGUACGUCGAUGUUGAAGACAAUUUACUCAAGAAAAUAACCAGUGUGUGGUACAACCAAGGGUUUCUAGAAGCUUUGAGCGUAGCCGCGGACCCCAGCGUCAAUCGAGAAAGCCCAGUACUGGCUUUGACCGCGUCAUACCUUUUAAAAGUUGCCAAUGUGUUCACUGCACUUCAUUAUUUCAUGCAACCACAUUUAAAGGAUAUUGGGCCUAAAAUCGUGGCAAAUUACUCGAAAACUAGGAACUGGGGGAGUGGUCCUAUAAAAUGCUUGGCAUGGCACCCUCAUACAACUAAAAUAGCAGUAGCGACUACUGAUGAUAAUAUAAGAGUGUAUUGUACUGAGGCAUCUUUUGUGCCGAUGUUGAAAUGUAAAGCACAAGUACAUGUGUCUUCGUUGAGUUGGAGGCCAUAUUCGGCGUCGGAGAUAGCUGUGGGGUGCGAGCAGGGAGUGAUUGUGUGGACGGUGGACCCAAAUUCUACAUUUACAAAGCCAUCUUCUAGUAAUGCAGUUGUUUUGAAACAGAGCAACCACAGUCCAGUAACAGACGUGAGCUGGUCGCCCAACGGUGACCUCCUCAUCAGCUGCAGCGGGGCCGACACAUCCAUGCUCAUAUGGGACGUUAGCAUGGAAACUGCAGUGCCGUUGAGACGAGUGGCCGGCGGGGGCAUAGUGUUCUCGCGAUGGUCGUUUGGUGGAAGCAAAGUCUUUGCUGCUACAUCAUCUAUUAUAUUUAGGGUGUGGGACUCCAAACAAUGGACCCCGGAGCGCUGGUGCGCCCGCGGCGGUCGCGUGGUGGCGGCUUGCUGGGGCCCCGGCGAUCUUCUACUGUUCGCUGCUAAGAGCGAACCUAUGGUGUAUGCGCUUAGCAGCACUGGUCUCAUGAAUGGCGCCCAAAACAUGAAAGCGUUACCAGUGUUGGACGUGACGAAGACCGAGCUACCAUCAGGGGACCCUGUAGGGGGUCCUAUCUUGGACAUGUGCUGGGACCCCUCGGGCCGAUACCUGGCCAUCAUGUUUGAGGAAUCAGCUCUCGUGGCCGUGUUCUACACUACUAAUAUUAUGAUGCAGCUUAAAAUUACACCAUGCUGUUUCGUAUGCGGCAUAGAAAACGAAGUGCCACUGACUAUGGCGUACCAACAUAAUUUCACCGACGGAGCCUGUCUGACGGUAGCUUGGUCUAGCGGCAGAGUACAGCACUUCCCUAUUGUGUACAGCGAUGGUUACUAGACUUACCUAACUAUCUACAACCAGGGGCCCGUUUCUGGAAAGGUACAAGCCUUGUAUUACAAGUGCGCGAACUGUCAAAUCGUAUGGGUUGUCAU
Molecule: messenger RNA, 1628 nt
Organism: Leguminivora glycinivorella
Lineage: Eukaryota; Metazoa; Arthropoda; Insecta; Lepidoptera; Tortricidae
Product: aladin-like
Exons: 6
Coding region: 109-1533 (474 amino acids)
Biological process (GO): nucleocytoplasmic transport
Cellular component (GO): nuclear pore
Molecular function (GO): protein binding
Source: RefSeq, a predicted model, not a curated record